Suillus bovinus is the source of this 2483-nucleotide messenger RNA. RefSeq lists its product as uncharacterized. Bases 54 to 2153 code for a protein of 699 amino acids. The transcript is spliced from 4 exons. Lineage: Eukaryota; Fungi; Basidiomycota; Agaricomycetes; Boletales; Suillaceae. The record is from RefSeq and is a predicted model, not a curated record.
UGGGUAGACUCUGGAGCACUGCUGCUGUUCUUCACUCUUGACUUUGUACCACGAUGACCCGUCCGAGAUACAGCGUCCUUAACCUUUUUGAUCCGUUGAAUGCAACUCCGAGGAGCGAAGUCACAACGCCAGACUCGCUUUCUGGAUCUGACAAGGAAAACGCUGAGCCAAGCUACGAAUCCUACUAUGAAUCCGACAGGCUCACGAUGACAGCAUUUUUCAACCGUACUUACAAGACGCAAAGCAAGCAUUAUUCCCCAGUAGUUCUCAAAACUCGUCUAGUUGAUGUCGGUGACAUGACUAUCAUGGAUGAAACCGCCGAUCUUCUUAAUGGGCUCACUAUCGAAGAAGAGCCCGAAGAUGACGUCGAUAAUGCGUCGCUUGUUCAUGAAAGUAUGGAUUUAGAUGAAGAGGACUUUUUGGCCACGCCGAUGGGCAGUCCUUCGAGAACCAACAAUCGUUACAAUUCCGCGCAAACACCACUAUCAGAACAGACUCUUGCCCCUCAUGUUCAGCGCACCCCUCUUGCCGAUAUUUCCAUGGAUGCCACACCUGUUCCGCGCAAAGUAGUAAAGCUCGCCCAAGCUUCUCCCGAAGCUCCAAAGUCUGGCGUGGAACGUCACUCCUCACCAGUCACAGCGGUUCGCGCGAGUCACGCUACUUUGGCACCGGCUGGCUCACCGCUAGCUUCUGUGAUCAAUGCCAUCAACUUCACAGAUCAAAAUGUGCCAUCGGGAGGGCGCAUUCCUGAACACGCUACCCCUACCAUCGUUGUGUCGAGAGAAGGGAAAGUAGAUUCACCUACAGCCCACUUAUCACCUUCACCCUCGACUGCCCUCCUCGCGCACGCACAUCUCUCAGAAGAAACACCAACUCGAUCUGAUACAUCAUUGUCACCUCCUUCCAAAUAUCAGACCCAGUCAUCUUUUUCGCACGACACGUUAACUGCCCCAACCCCACGUCCUCGUUUGCGCGCUCGAGCACACACAACGUCUUCGCCAUCUUCCAAUCCGCGGCGAAAUUCUGUGGAUCUCCAGUCUUCGUUCAACCUCCAACUAAAUUGCCCUGACGCGUCUUUCGAUCUACUAAAUGAUAGGAUUUCAUUCUUUGGUGGUGAUACUUUUGCGAUCGACACCGAUGAUUUCGACAUGCAAGCUGAGGAAGAGAUGAUGGAGGCCCUCGCAAAACGAAUCAAGGAAAAGGACGCAGCAAGCACACCUGAAAACGUUGCUGGCUCUCCAGCACUACAAUCUGGGUCUAGUGCGAUGCCACAACCAUCACCUCCAAUUGUUGCUGCAAAUGCUUCCCCUGCAACCGUGAGAUUGACGACAAGACGGAGCAGCCUUUCUCCGGGAAUGAAAUUGUCGUCGCCCUCCCCACGGCCACCCAUGGUUGUUGCAGCUGAGAAUGAGGUCUCUGAGUCAGUGAAGGCGUCUGCAACUUUAUCCCCCAUCCCUUCACCAGCAUUACCAUCAGCAACACCGCCGAGGGUUUCGCUGGCAUUCGUUCCACCAGUUCCCGCAGCGCCAGUGCAUGCGCUUCGCAUCGUAAAGCGGCCCAAGGCACAUGACAGGACAACUUCCAUAUCUAGUGCAGGCUCGUCUGCUGGAAGUAGCACAGAGGAGCAGGUGUCACCGACGGUACCUCUCGCCCAGAUUCACAGACCAACACUAACAGGCGUGCGCCGCCCUCCUCCUGGGCUCAUACCUGCCGACCUUAUGGCGAAUAUAUUUUGCAAGCCUGAACAGGGAGUACGACCUACAUUGGGUAUGAAGGGCAAACUUACAAGCGUACUCGGCCUACGCACAAAAGCUACCGAGCCUCCCCGUUCACCCCUUGAAAUAUGCAUGCCCUCAGAACCUGCACAGACAAAACCACCUAGCGGGGUCCUCAAAUCAAGGCUGCUUAUGCCUACCGCGUCAUCGCUUAGCAAGGCUCCGCCAGUUAAGAUACCAAUCGCAUCCAAUACCGCUGCUGCGUCAAAGAGCCUGCGCCCGCCAUCGCGCUUUGCGACUGUAGGCAUGGCUUCGGGACUGCCCCGUCCCACAGGCGGAGUGCUACCUUCAUCCAGACUUCCUGCGCCUACUGCUAGCGCGCCGAAGUCAAAGCUGCCCAGCAUGAUCGGGCGGAGUGCCACUAUUCGGAGGGUUUAAGAGGUAAGGAAAAGGAAAAUAAAAAAAGGAGAUGAUGCACAUGGGAUGGAUUUUCACGUAUGUCAAGCAUGUUAUCAUUGCAUUUGUUCUUUGCGGCAUUUUUUUUUCCUUUGAUUUUUUUGAUCUCUCGCUUUGUUCCGUAUGCCUCGUUAUUUUAUGUCACUCACAAUGCAUGCACAUCAAGAGGAGUUGUAGAUACGCAUCUUAGCAUGGUAGUUAUGUCGGUGUUCGCUACAGUAUAGAAAACAUAGUUCAUGGACUUCCUUAGUUAUGGAUGACUUACGGUCACUUUGUGAUUUUCAACUGCAGGCCUCAAUUUUGCACCACUCA